AUGUCGUUCGACACACAAACUCCGCCUUUCAAUGCCUCCGAUCCUUACGCGCGUUUCCUCGGCGCAUCAUGCCUCGAUUUGCUUUUAAUAGAGAUUGUGCCUAUGGCGGAAAGGCUAGCGUCAGAGUUUACGCUCACAGAAGAAAAGGAGAAAUCAGAAGAAGAUGAAUUACGGGAGGCUACCUUUUAUCGGUUGGAUUCGUUGGGUUAUCGAGUGGGACAAGGUCUUGCUGAAAGAUUCUCACGAGAUCGACCUCGGUUUGCAGACAAUCUGGACGUGAUUAAAUUUGUGUGCAAGGACCUGUGGACAAUUUUGUUUAGGAAACAAAUUGAUAACCUAAAGACAAAUCAUAGAGGCGUCUAUGUCUUGACAGAUAAUGCGUUUCGACCACUGGCGAAAAUGAGCAUGUCAGUCAGAAGCGAAGCAGUAUCUCGAGCGGAAGCGUUUCUUUGGUUUCCUUGUGGGCUUAUUAGGGGAUGCCUGGCGAAUCUUGGUAUCAAUGCCACUGUGCAGGCGGAGACAUCAGAGCUUCCAGGGGCUACGUUUCAAAUCAAAGCUACGCAGGUGAAGACAUGA
Messenger RNA from Talaromyces proteolyticus, 576 nucleotides. RefSeq names its product BET3 family protein. The transcript is spliced from 4 exons. The coding region runs from base 1 to 576 and encodes 191 amino acids. NCBI's taxonomy places the organism in Eukaryota, Fungi, Ascomycota, Eurotiomycetes, Eurotiales, Trichocomaceae. The record is from RefSeq and is a predicted model, not a curated record. Gene Ontology annotation, cellular component: trans-Golgi network; cis-Golgi network; TRAPP complex. Gene Ontology annotation, biological process: regulation of GTPase activity; endoplasmic reticulum to Golgi vesicle-mediated transport.